ACUCGACCAUUUAAAGAUCAUUUUUGUGCCGAGAUGCUUUCAGGACACCCGGCCCAGGUGCUUACAAAGCCCUUCUUGAAGUGAAGUGAGUGAUAGCAGAGAAGGAAAAAAAAAAAACACUAAACUGUGCAAGAUGGGGAAGCCACCAGGACUAGAGAACCACUUGGUGUAGAGUGCAGCACCAGACGUUCCUCAGACAUUGUAUGAUCUAGCAUUAUGUGAGGUGUCCAUUCAGGACUGUGACCAGUGACUGAACUUCAUAUGAUCUGGCUGGAUAUUUGAAUCCAUGGCUGCAGAGUAAAUGUGUGAUGUCAGUUCCUAGAUCACCCUCUGCUGAGGCAUGUGGGUAUAGCAGCCUGUUCUCAUCCUACAUCUCUAAAGCCAAGUCAUAUGAAACAGUACUGCUUCUGUCCUACUGAGUCCAUAUUGAAUGCCUGUUCAGAAACUAUUCUGCUCAAUUUUCAGUUUCAAAAUGCCCAAAUGCAUACCAGUAUGACCUUGCACAUGUGGAUUGGUCCACAUUUUCAAAGAGGCAAAACCCCAUACAGUGCAUUAUUUGUCUGUAGAAGUCCCUCUGCUCCUCCAGACUGGGGCAGAGUUUAACUCAUGACUUUGCGAGGUGAGGUCUGUAAUGACGAGGCCACAGUUGGGUUUAUUCAUGAACAUGGCUCACUCAGUAUGUGCACUCAUUGUGUGUGUGUGAAAUUGAUUUGAUCACAAGUGACAUUUUGAAGGGCAGGUUUAACCACAGGCCAAAUGUGUGCUAUACCUGGACUGUGAUCAUACUAAAUUUCCUCAUAUGCUAUCAGUUGGGCCUCUGAUGUUUUAAUCAGGAUAAGAGCCGUAGAGGCAAUAAUUUUAUGUUUUGGGCCUUUUAAACUAAAGGCCAGUGAGGCCCUCAUUUCAAUUGCAUUUGCAUGGUUAGGAAUUAUUUCACUGGAUAAAAUAUGGUUGCAAAUCUGACUACAUUUAGAAUAGAUGUGUGUACUAACACAAAAAAGACGAGCAUGAAAGGAACCGGUUCUGAUCGGCAUGCCAGAACGUUUUGUGGCCGUCCCAGACUCGGACAGUAUAUAUAACUUUAUUUUUUUUGUUCGUUUUUUUUUUUCAUAUAUAUAUAUUUUAUGUUUUAUUGGUGUAACACGGUGGCUUCCAACACUGCCCCUGGAUUACCCUAUGCCCUGCACAUUAAUGCUUCUCCUGCUCUCAACACCUCCAUUAACGAGCUCUUUAUGACUUGAACGAAAUGUGUUGGAAGCAGGAUGAACGCUGAAGUGGGCUGGGCAGGGCAGGGCAGGGGGUACUCAAGGACCAGGGAACAGGUGGUGUAACACUCUUCUCACUGCAGUUUAGCCCCAGACUGUGUUGAAUUCAUGCCCUUAAAACAGAUCUUCACCUUGCCUUUUCAGUCGUUCAGAGACCUGAAGUGAGGAAAAGUCAUUUUUCUUGGUACAUUUUUCAUCCUUUUUUCGGACUUUCCGAUUUUUACAGUCGUUUUCAUGCGUGCAGCAGUCGAUCCAGACCUUUUCAUGAUCAGCGGUUGUUUAUUUUCUUGAGCGCCCCGCCCUCUUUCCGCUCUCGCCUUCUGAUUGGCUCACUCUGAGACAGCUCUCCACCAGUCAGGUGUUGUCUCUGUGCUUGCUGUUUUCCUGUGUCAUGGCGCCGCGCUGGUUGUGAGAGUCGUAUUUGUGGGGUGAAAUAAAGUCGAAGGGCUCCGGGUGAGAGUGAGGGAUUGGGUGAGUGUCUGUAGAGGUGCGAUGGUGUCGGCUCUGCGGGCGCGGUGGCUCCUCCAGCCGGGGCCGUUCGGAUCAGCGUGGCGGAGCUGCAGAGAGCUGCAUCCCUCUGCUGGUCAGUUGGAGCGUCUGCGGCUCUUUGAGACUCUGAAGGUGAGGAAGUCAGAACAGACAAAGGCAGCACCUGGACGAGAUCUAAGUGUCAGACUGGCCGAUGGGAAAACAGUGAAGGCACUGUCGGGGGUCACAUCUCCACUCCAGAUCGCUCGGAACAUACGUGUUAAAGGUGCAGUAGUGGGGAGAGUGAACGGUGAGCUGUGGGAGUUAGCUCGCCCCCUGGAGGCAGACUGUGAACUGCAACUGCUAGGCUUUGACUCCUUAGAGGGCAGACGGGUGGUGUGGCAGACAGGAGCGUGCGUGUUGGGGGGUGUAAUGGAGACGCACUAUGGUGCUCAGGUGUGUCGAGAGGGUGUGUCUGACACAGGACUGUACGCUGACUACCGAUUGGAUAACAGUACUCUGUCUCUGGAGGAGGUGGAAGAGAGGUGUAGGGAGAUGGCAGAUCUGAAGCUCCCCAUCACCAAGCUAGAGCUGAAUCUACAGGAACUCGGAGAACUUUUCCAGGAUGUUCUGAGGCUGCAAUUGGCUGAGGAGCAGAUGCAGGGACCCACAAUCAGCAUCUACAGGUGUGGGCAGAGUGUUGGAGUGUGUUCAGGUCCACUUCUUCCUCAUACAGGCUUCCUCCGCUCUUUUAAGAUGCUGCAGGUUUCUCCUGUGACUCUGUCGGGCAGCACUGGGCUGUCAGGCCUGCUGAGGAUGAUGGGUGUUUCAUUUCCAGGAGAGAAGGAGAGAGAGCAGUGGGUGCAGGAGCAGGAGGAGGCCAGGAAGAGGGACCACAGACGCAUCGGCAAGGACCAAGAGCUGUUCUUCUUUAAUGACAUCAGUCCAGGCAGCUGCUUCUUCCUACCAAAAGGAGCUCACAUUUACAACACCCUCACUGACUUCAUAAAGAGUGAGUACAGCAGGCGGGGCUUCAGCGAGGUUGUCACCCCAACACUGUACAGCACAUCACUAUGGGAACGCUCCGGUCACUGGGAGCACUACAGUGAGAACAUGUUCACUGUGACUUGCGAGCCUCACACCUUCGCCCUUAAGCCCAUGAACUGCCCCGCCCACUGCGUAAUGUAUGAACAGAGAGUGCGGUCGUGGCGGGAGCUGCCCCUUCGCUGGGCUGAUUUUGGGGCACUGCACCGCAACGAACACUCAGGGGCGCUAGGGGGUCUCACCAGGGUCCGCCGCUUCUGCCAAGAUGACGCACAUAUCUUCUGCACACCUGAUCAGUUGGAGGAGGAAAUCACAGCGUGUUUAGACUUUGUAAGGAGUGUCUAUCGUGUGUUUGGUUUCACCUUCCACUGUCUGCUCUCCACUCGUCCUUCCUCCUAUCUGGGUGAGGCUGCUCUCUGGGACAGUGCGGAGCAGCAGUUGGAGAAGAGUCUGCAGCAGUUCGGAGAGCGCUGGGAGCUGAAUCCUGGUGAUGGAGCUUUUUAUGGCCCAAAGAUCGAUAUCCAAAUCCGUGAUGCAAUUGGCCGACAGCACCAGUGUGCCACUAUCCAGCUGGACUUCCAGCUACCAAUCAGAUUCAACCUGCAGUAUGUAGGGCCAGAUGGGGGGAUGUACAGACCUGUGAUGGUACACAGAGCAGUGCUGGGAUCCUUAGAGAGAAUGAUCGCCAUCUUGGCUGAGAACUUUGGUGGGAAAUGGCCGCUGUGGCUGUCCCCUGCGCAGGUUAUGGUGCUUCCUGUAGGGGGAGACAGUGAGCACUAUGGACGAGAGGUGGUUCACAGAUUAAAGGAGGCAGGCUUCAUGGCUGACAUUGAUGAUGACCAUGGUGCCACUUUAAACAGGAAGGUUCGCUCAGCACAGCUCGCCCAGUACAAUUACAUAUUUGUGGUGGGAGAGAAGGAGCGGGGGAGUGGCACGGUCAGCGUGCGGACGAGAGGUGGGAAGCAGCUUGGUCAGAGGUCGCUGGAGGACGUGAUGACUUCACUGAUGGAACUCCGAGGGAGCCGCAGUAAUCGAGACGAGUUUUGA
Pygocentrus nattereri (red-bellied piranha) is the source of this 3824-nucleotide messenger RNA. RefSeq names its product threonyl-tRNA synthetase 2, mitochondrial (gene tars2). Lineage: Eukaryota; Metazoa; Chordata; Actinopteri; Characiformes; Serrasalmidae. The record is from RefSeq and is a predicted model, not a curated record. Gene Ontology annotation, molecular function: threonine-tRNA ligase activity; ATP binding. Bases 1758 to 3824 code for a protein of 688 amino acids. The transcript has 18 exons. Gene Ontology annotation, biological process: threonyl-tRNA aminoacylation. Gene Ontology annotation, cellular component: cytoplasm.